Diabrotica virgifera virgifera (western corn rootworm) is the source of this 3968-nucleotide messenger RNA. Its product is annotated as zinc finger protein 271-like. The transcript has 2 exons. NCBI's taxonomy places the organism in Eukaryota, Metazoa, Arthropoda, Insecta, Coleoptera, Chrysomelidae. The record is from RefSeq and is a predicted model, not a curated record. Bases 381 to 2345 code for a protein of 654 amino acids.
UUUUAUUUGCUUAUAUCUCGAAAACGGAAAAUCCGCAAAUGAUAUUUUGAAUGGAGCAAUUAUCCGCAAAUGAGGAGCAAUUAUUUUAGCUAUAGUAGAAAGUAGAAGUAAAAAUAAUGACUUUGAAAAAACCAUUUCGCUAAAUGACGCUGGUAAGUUAAGGGAAAAAGCUGGCUUUAAGGUUGGCAACACUGAAACCACUUCUCCUUCUGUCAGUAUCAUGUCACAUGUCAUACUUCAUUUGUCAUUUGUAGCUUUGCUUUGUUGCAGAUUUUCCAGAUUUUGAUUAUUUCUGGAUUAUUUCACGCUUUGUGUGUAAAAUUUUAUUUCCAUAUUUCCCUAUGGUGUAAAAUUAUUAAUAUUAGAGUACAUAAAAUCAAAUGGAAGUCAAAGAAGAAAUUAGUGAGGAAACGUGUAAAAUAGAAAUAGAGUAUAAUCACUUGGAUGAUGCUGUUUUGGAUGAAUUUAAAUGUGAAAUUCAGGAUGAGUCUAGUAGAGAAAGUACUCUCGACACAUAUGAAUCUUUGGAUUUCAAGAAAUGCCCCAUAAAUACUGAAAUAGAACAACAUGGCAAUCCAUUUGAAGAAAACCAAGAAACUGAAACAGGUUGUCUUCAAGAUGAAACCAAAGUGGAAAUUAUGGAAAAACCCAUUGAAGGUUCAUCUUACAAAGGAAAAGAUGUGAGCCUACACACCGAAGGAACAACAUUAAAUAAAACUAUAAAAGUUGUGACUGGAAAAAGACCUUUUAAAUGUGAAAUUUGUUUAAGACAGUGUAGUUCUGCUAGUAAUUUGACAAGACAUUUGAAAGUGCACACUGGGGAAAAACCUUACAAGUGUGAGAUUUGUUUUAAGCAAUUUGUUCAAGCAAGUCAUUUGAAAGUACAUUUGAGAGUGCACACUGGGGAAAAACGUCACAAGUGUGAGAUUUGUUUUAAGCAAUAUAGUGGAUCAAGUCAUUUAAAAAGACAUUUUAGAGUACACACUGGGGAAAAUCUUUCCAAAUGUGAGAUUUGUUUUAAACAAUUUGUUUCAGCAAGUAAUUUGGAAGUACAUUUGAGAGUGCACACUGGAGAAAAACCUCACAAGUGUGAGAUUUGUUUUAAGCAAUUUAGUAACUCAAGUACUUUGAAAAAACAUUUGAGAGUGCACACUGGGGAAAAACCUUACAAGUGUGAAAUUUGUUUAAAACCGUUAGGUUCUGCUAAUGAUUUGAAAAGACAUUUGAGAACACAUACAGGAGAAAAACUUAACAAGUGUGAGAUUUGUUUUAAGCAAUUUAGUGAAGCCGCCAAUUUGAAAAGACAUUUGAGAGUGCACACCGGGGAAAAACCUCACAAGUGUGAGUUUUGUUUUAAGCAAUUUAGUGAAGCAAAUAGUUUGAAAAUACAUUUGAGAGUGCACACUGGGGAAAAACCUCACAAGUGUGAGAUUUGUUUAAAACAAUUUAGUAUUACAAGUGAUUUGAAAGUACAUUUGAGAGUGCACACUGGGGGAAAACCUUAUAAGUGUGAGAUUUGUUUUAAGCAGUUUUAUCACAAAGGUUCUUUUGAACAACAUUUAAGAGUCCACACGGGAGAAAUACCUUAUAAGUGUAAUAUUUGUUUUAAACAAUUUAUUACAGCAGGUAAUUUCAAACAUCAUUUGAGAGUGCACACUGGGGAAAACCCUUCCAAGUGUGAGAUUUGUUUUAAGCAAUUUAGUACUCCAGGUGCUUUGAAAAGACAUUCUACAGUGCACACUGGAGAAAAACCUUAUCAGUGUGAGAUUUGCUGUAAUCGGUUUGCUCAAAAAUCUCAAUUAACUACUCACAUGACAGUUCACAACGGAGAAAGACCACACAAGUGUGAAAUUUGUUUAAAACAGUUUAGUACUGCAAGUGCUUUGACAAAACAUUUGAGAGUGCACACUGGGGAAAAACCUUACAAGUGUGAUAUUUGUUUUAAGGAAUUUACUGAAUUAGGUAGUUUGAAAAAACAUUUGAGAGUGCACACGGGGGAAAAACCUUAUCAGUGUGAGAUUUGCUGUAAUCGGUUUGCUCAAAAAUCUCAAUUAACCUCUCACAUGACAGUUCACAACGGAGAAAAACCACACAAGUGUGAAAUUUGUGUAAAACAGUUUAGUACUGCAAGUGCUUUGACAAAACAUUUGAGAGUGCACGCUGGGGAAAAACCUUACAAGUGUGAGAUUUGUUUUAAGGAAUUUACUGAAUUAGGUAGUUUGAAAAAACAUUUGAGAGUGCACACGGGGGAAAAACCUUACAAGUGUGAUAUUUGUUUUAAGCAAUUUACUACUGCAGGUAGUUUGAAAACACAUUUGAGAGUGCACACUGGAGAAAAACCUUAACAAGUGUGAGAUUUGUUUUAAGCAAUUUAGUGAAGCAAGUAAGCUGAAAAUACAUUUGAGAGUAGAUACUUAACCUGGCAUUAGUCGCUAGGUGCAGUUACGAUGAUUGAAUAGCAGUGGCGGCUGGUGAGAGGAGGCAAGGGAGGCUUAGCCUCCCCAUACAUUUUUUGCACACGCUACGCUGUUUUGUUUACUUUGCUAUUUUGCUUCGCGUUAGAGAUAUCGCAAAAAGUUAUUUGAACAAGUUGUUCCAAAUAAUAUUCUAACCACACAUACCAAAUUUCAGCACAAAAUUCGCGUUUUUAGUUUUUUCAUUAUUUGUAGUCGGGAUCCUAAAAUCACAGAGGAGGCUGCUGGCCGGAAAAUCUCACUUGCUAAUGCUCCGCGUAGCCCAGCAGCGUUUAAGGAUGGUUUAAGGAGACCCGGUCUCCUUAGAGCUGCACAACGCUUAACGCACACGCUGCCCGCAGAUCGGGCAAGUGAGAUUUUUCGGCCAGCAGCCUCUGCGGAUUUUAGGAUCCUGACUACAAAUAAUGAAAAAACUAAAAGUGCGAAUUUUGUGAUGAAGUUUGGUAUGUGGGAUUAGAAUAAUAUUAGGAACAACUUGUUUAAAUAACUUUUUCCGAUAUCUGUAAUGCAAAGCAAAAUAUCGGUAAUUUACCGUGUUUUUGCAUUCGCAGAGUAAGCCGCUUUGAGAAUUAAAAAAAUUCAGUUGAGUAUCUUAAACAAUGGAAGCCUUCAAUCUGUAUGGACUGCAAAACUUCAAAUCUGUAUUUAUUUUGAUAUGCAUAUCUACUUACAGAGAUAGAAUUGUUAACAAAUAAACGACACAAACUUUGGUAAUACACUUUUACAAUUAUACUAUUUUUAAAAUGAUAUGAUAUUAUGAAAUAAUUAUGAAUUAUGAUGAUAUUAUAAAAUGUAAUUAAAAAAUGGUCAAAAAAAUGGGGCCUUAAAUUAGAUUUUUUUGGAUUUUUUUGGCGGAUUUUUUUUGCUAGUGCAAAUUUAUCUAGAUAAUUUACAGUUAGGUAUAGCCUCCCCUAUUGAAAAAAUCACGAGCCGCCACUGUUGAAUAGUUUACAGGCUUACGUAUCUAGGAGCCAACUUUUUAAUUUUUACCUCGUUUAAACCCACCUUUACGUCACAGUGACGUUAACAGUGGUGUAUCUACAAUAGGUUCAUUAAAAUUAAAAAAAGAAUGUGUGUGUACUUUGUACGCACGUAAUAAGAUAUUCUUCUAUUAUAUAAUAGGUAAUUUAAACGAAGUAAAUAUACUUAAAAGGUUAUUUGUACUUAUUUUAUUUAAAAAUCAAACUAACUUUCUUAUCUACCACUUUCAAAAAAGAAGAAUAUCUUCAAAAAUUAUAUAAUAAUAUACUUACAAUCAUAAAAUCUAUAAAAAAAAAUAAAAAAAUAAUAACUUGCUUGGGGCUUGAACCCACUUCACGUCUACCGCGCCGUACGAAAGUUGACGGCAUUUCAAACUGCACCACAUUCGCUUAUACGUCAUGUGGGAAUAUACACAAACUAAACGUUUACACCAUAAAGGGCCUAGCCGGGUAAGAUGGUGAAAAGUGCCCCCAGCUCGAUUUAAAUUCCAUAUAGGCCAAUUUUUAGCACAUA